Messenger RNA from Xenopus tropicalis (tropical clawed frog), 1912 nucleotides. It is a transcript of the gene akap5, whose product is annotated as A-kinase anchor protein 5. Bases 299 to 1684 code for a protein of 461 amino acids. Gene Ontology annotation, molecular function: calmodulin binding; adenylate cyclase binding. Gene Ontology annotation, cellular component: membrane; plasma membrane. NCBI's taxonomy places the organism in Eukaryota, Metazoa, Chordata, Amphibia, Anura, Pipidae. The transcript has 2 exons. The record is from RefSeq and is a predicted model, not a curated record.
CAUGCCUGUGAGUAGGAGUUUCUGUCUGCCUCUGAAUGCAGCACUGACCUGACUGGUAGAAGAAGCAGAGAGAGCAGGAAUGCUGAUCUUGCGCAGGGCUGUGAUGGAUCGAUACUAAAACCGGGAUACAGAGAGAUAUGUUUGCAUUUACCUUUUGUGCUGAAGAGACACAAGCCACACUAGACAAAACUGGACUACAACAAUAUUAUACAGCCAGAAACACUUGGUGGUGUAUUGUUGCAUUCUUGAUACAGACAUAAUAGAUGCUGUCUAUGACUGACUUUGCAGGCAUUUCAAAAUGUCAGAAUGCAAAGGAGAUUCUUCAGGUGCCACAAAAGAAGAAACAGAAAGGGGGAGUCUACCUCCAUCUGUGGACUUGAUGGGGAAAGUAGAUGGAAGUACAAAAUCUUCCAAAGGCUAUUCUGCCAUUGUGUUUCUUGGGAAAGGUAAAGAAAAAAAAUAUGGCCAUAACCUAUCCAAGGACCUUAAAGAGAAUGAAAAGAAGAAGCCACUAGUAAAUAGUUCUGUCACCAAAAAAUGUGAAGCUCUUUGUUUUGAAGAAGCCUCCAAUGAGUUUACCUGCAGCUCUUCCAUUACAGAGUCCUAUCAGCUGAGUACCAAUAAAGAAGCAAAGUAUUGCUUCAGAAAACUCGAUGAUGGAACAUAUGCCAUGGAGAAGAUAGAGGAAUUAAAUCCUGAUGAGUCAAUGCCUAGGAAGAAAUCCACAAAAAGGGGUCAACAAAAAGGACGCUAUUCACACAAGCCAUUAAAAAUCUGUUUUAAGAAACGAAGCAAGGCUCUUAGAAAGACUUCAGAUUCAAAUGAUGAUUAUAAAUCAGAAAAUAAAAAAGUGAAUUAUACAAACCAAUACGAAGCGCACACUUCAGUAUUAGAGAAUCAAUAUGAAUUUACACAACGUGGAAAGACAUGGGCAACAUUUAAAAGGUUGGUAACUCAUAAAAAGAAACGCCAUUCAUCUCUAAAACAACAGUCCCAAAUGAACAGCCAAAACCAUGAAACAAACUCAAACAACAGUGUUUCCAAAAAGAAAAGAUUCUCAAACAUAAGACUCUCGUGUAUGAACUUCUCCAGAGGGAAAGAGGGUGCGACCAGCAGCAUGCCACCACAAGAUGCACUUUGCGCAGCAGAAUCACAAGAAUAUGAGUAUGACUGUAAACGAAGUGAUAAAGCACUUGCAAUCAAGUAUAAACUUCAAAGAUCCUUAGAUGCUGAAAAUGGAAAAAUCGAUAGCAAUAUUGAUCAGUGCAUGUAUAUGCCUACUGAUGAAUUCCAGUCUUUACCAAAACUCAAGAGAGUUAUGAAUCAUCUGACACAAGGGGCAGAUAAAAGAAAUCUGCAUAAAUCACUUAGAAAAACAAAUGUGGAAAGUGUCAGGAGCUCUAUUCUGGAAGAAAGGGAAGCCCCGGGUUUGUCAGGCAGUAGCAAGGAAGGAAUAAAACCAAAGGCAGAAACUCCAGAGGGUGGCAACAUGCAUGAAAGUUACAAGAAUAAUCUCAAUGACUGUGAUGAUAGAUUGAGGCAUGAUGAUGACGCAAUAAGCAGAUCUCCAUUAAUAUCAGAUCCAUAUGAGACUCUUUUAAUCACAACAGCUGCUACUCUUGUUAAAAAAGUGCUCCAGGCCUCUAUCCAGCAGCUGGUUGAUGAAGGGUCCAUGUUUCAAUAAAUUCCAGGCAAGGAUUAACAACAAGAGCCCUUCUGAGGAACACAUUGAUGAUUUCCAAUUAAUGGAACCAUUAUAUGCUCUCUUAUUAAGUAUGUGAAAUACUUAUAUAAUAAGAAGUUAUUGAUCAAGGUGGUUAUUAUCCUAAAAGAAUAGUUUAAAUAUAAUUAUUUUAUUGUCUCUGAUAUUGGAUUAUGCUUUUGGCAAAAUGUAAAUAGAGGUGGAAAACUA